AUGAACUCCCUUACACCCACAAAACACCAACAACACGCCCCGCCAGAUAAACUAGCAGCAAAUUCCGACGCAGCAGUUUGGGAAUCAACCAUUCUCGCACUAUGCCGACAAAGCAGCAUCCCACUCUUGGACAAAAAGGUGCAAACAUGGCGCGACGGGUUUGAAGGGGCAGAGUACCGGGAUGUCCACCGCCUCGUACAGGAGCACCGCUUACCACGGGACGCAACACGACAAAUCCAGGGCUGGCUGCGAGAGGCCCAUGAGAUGGAGAGCGAGGCGAAAACUUGCGGACAUAAACCUACUUGGGUCCUGUAUGCUGGUCUCGUGCAGGACUGCGAGGCUGAGCUGCACUGUCUUCGGAACCAGUUCGUUAUCAAGACGUUUCGGUUUGAACAUAUUCCGCAUAACCUAGCGAAACUGCGGCGAUGGAUUGGCCGUGGCGAGGAGAAUACAGCAGCAAAAACAACGGGAGCUACUUCAAAUACCACUACGACUGAAGUCAAGCCCCUAGGAAGGACCGUGUCGCUUUCGUCUCUUCGCAAACCGCGACCCCUCAGCCUUGAGCUUGUGAGAGGAGCAGUGGAAUUUCCAGAUGAGAUCGACGGCCUGGAGACAAUGAUGGACGACGACAACGAAGAGCAAGAAGGGAAAGAAACUGAGGAAACGGAAGACUAUGCCGACUCUGACCGAGGAUGGACUCGGCGCCAAAAAGACUGGGCUCGCCGCGAGGAGGAGCAGGAGAGCGAGCGGCUGCAGCUGGCGAUGAGAUACAAGUACCCGGUCAACAUGCGCAGGGCUAAGACACAAUACUUACGGGCCAUGGAGAGGCAGGAGUGGGAACAGGACAAGAGGGUGUUCGACUUUGCUGGUCAUGGUCGUUUCUCGUGGGCCUUGGUGUAG
This is a messenger RNA of Colletotrichum acutatum, 900 nucleotides long. RefSeq lists its product as uncharacterized. The record is from RefSeq and is a predicted model, not a curated record. The transcript has a single exon. NCBI's taxonomy places the organism in Eukaryota, Fungi, Ascomycota, Sordariomycetes, Glomerellales, Glomerellaceae. The coding region runs from base 1 to 900 and encodes 299 amino acids.